This is a messenger RNA of Papilio machaon (common yellow swallowtail), 3465 nucleotides long. It is a transcript of the gene Mybbp1A, whose product is annotated as rDNA transcriptional regulator pol5. Bases 76 to 3465 code for a protein of 1129 amino acids. NCBI's taxonomy places the organism in Eukaryota, Metazoa, Arthropoda, Insecta, Lepidoptera, Papilionidae. Gene Ontology annotation, biological process: regulation of DNA-templated transcription. The transcript has 6 exons. Gene Ontology annotation, molecular function: sequence-specific DNA binding; transcription corepressor activity; RNA binding. The record is from RefSeq and is a predicted model, not a curated record. Gene Ontology annotation, cellular component: nucleolus.
UGCCAUGCCAUGCGGAUUUCCUUCAAGAAGCUUAGCGAUUUAAAGUGAUAUAUAUAGCAAUGUUAUAUUAAUAAAAUGAAUGAAAUAUCAAAUACUAAACCUUUAGAGGUGACAUCUUCAUUAUUAGAUGCGUUUGAGUUAUUAAAAGCAAACAAAGAUGAUGUGAAACUAAAUGGCGGUGUUAGAAUAAUAUCACGCCUUGUGAACGAUGAGGGCGAAAAAGAAAUACAGUAUGUUUUACGAAGAGUGGUUAGAAGUCUGGGUGCCAAUGUCCCUGAAAUGCGAACUGGACAUUUUGCAAUGCUUGUUGCAUUGUUAACUAACUUUGAACAGAUAUCUGUUUCACAAUUAUUUGAGCUGAUUAAAAAAGAGUUACAUGCCAAUGGAUCAUCUAAAAGUGAAGUUGGUGAUGUUGCACUUGGUCAGAUCCUAGUAUGCAGUGCCAUUUUCCGAUCUGGCCGCAUGUUGAAAUGUACGGAAGAAGAACAAAAACAAAUAAUGACAAUUUUAAUGAAAGCCAGUAACAAGAAAUCUUAUUUGAACACUGCAGCAUAUGUCUUGUUAUUAGAUUUUAUCAAUGGUCUUGACGAAGACCAAUUCUCAUUAAUGGUAUGGUCAAACAUUAAAGAGGACUUUAAAAAAGACUUGAAGGAAUACCAUUUGGACUCCCUUUAUUUUCUUCUAGUAGUUAGUACAAAGUUUCCCAAAAAAGUCAAAGUAAAAAAAUUGUUGUCUGUCCCUGAAAUACUACUUGAAGAUAAUUUAAAAACAAUAUGUGAAAAAUUACUGGCGGGAAUUGAUUUCAGUUCAGUAAAUCACCCUAUUUAUAAAGAAAUUGGAAGGCAAAUUGCAAAAUCGUCAAAUUUAGUACAAUUUUGGGUGACAGGUAUUGACAGUCAACUUACGAAACAUAAUAGAAACAGGGAACUUGUUUGCAUUUCCCUGCUCACUACAAUACUACAAAAUCUAGAUGACAAUGUUGAAUUGAUUCCUGAACUAUUAAGUACAAACUUUUUUAAAUUAUUCAUGGAUUGGUUCAAAGGUCUACAAACAGCCAGUAAGAUAAGAAAUAAACGAGACAAUGAAGAUGAUAAUAAAAUAAUGAUUAAGAAUCAAAAGGAAUUACUGAAUGCAUUAGCAAAAUCGUUAAAAUCAGACAAAGUUACUAGUGAAGUAAGAGUUGAAACUUUAAAGAAACUACUAUUUAAUCCUGGAGAGAUUAAUUUUUCUGAAGUCACAGGAACUUCUAUAAUAAAAUCUAUAGCUGCUGAUUUAGAUAGCGACGGUGUAAAGAAAAUAGCUAAGCUGUUGAAAAAUGUUCUCAUGAAUGCUUCAAAGAAAACCGUUAAAGAGGAUGUUGAAAGAAAUUGGUAUAAUAAUGAGAGAGUGAAAGCAGCAGAGCUUCUCUCAUUUCUGGUGAGUCAUGAAGCUGUGAAAGAUGAUACGGAAUUUAAAAUUACAAAUAUGAAGUUAUUAAUGUGUUUUGGAUUCUUCAAAAUUGGCGGAGACGAGACUGUUGCUGUGAGUGGUGAACUAGCAGGUUCAAUCAAGUCUUGCUUCUACAGAUGUUUCUCAUCACGUUUUUCGAAUGUAGACAACUUAGUUACUGUUUUAUCAUCAUUGUGCAAUUUCAUAUCAACAAUAUUAGAAAAGGAACAAGUCAGGGCAAAAAUUGAAAAGCAGUUUACAACUGAAAAUAUGGAAUGUUGGCAAAUGGUAACAGAUAUAUGUGAAAAAAUAGAAGAUGUUGAUUCAAAAUCGAAAGUAGACAAUGUUUUUCUGAUACUGCUCUAUCAGUUGGGACUGUUUUUAUUUUCGGAACCUGCACAUGUUAAAGUUGCUAGGAGUUCUAUAAAAGAAUUGAAAAGUUGCUAUGAACAUUAUAGGAAGGCAAAUGUAAUAGUUAAACGAAAGAAGCAAGAAACAUCAAGUGAUGAGCCUGAAUGGAUUGAGGUGUUGAUUGAAGUGUUACUAUCCAUAUUGUCAAUUGAAUCCAGUGUACUUCGUUCUGUAGUACAAUGUGUUUUUCGAUUGCUCUGGGAGUAUUUGACACCAUCGUCUAUUGGACAAAUAGUGUCUGUUAUAGAUCCUGAAAGUGAAGCAAAUCCACUAACAGUAGACAGUGAGUCAGAAGAUGAUGACAAAGAUGAUGAAUCUGAUAACGACGAUAAUACUGACAAUGAAGAUGAAAAUACUUCAAAAAUGAAUGGGGACUCUGAAAACGAUAGUGAUAAUAGUGACAGUGACGGUGAUGAUAAUGACGAUGACGACGAAGAAAUGAAAAUACCAGAUCAAUUGAGAAUGGCAGUACAGAAAGCGUUAGGUAGUGCAGCACCGGACACUGACACAGAAAGUAUAGAUGCUGACGCAAUCAACGAAGAAGAAGGCAAGAAACUUGACGAUGCUCUUGCAGAAGCAUUUAAACAGUUUCAGCAAGGCAAGAAUAAGAAAUCAAAAAAAGAUCGCAAAGAUAAAAAAGCUUUAUCAGAUUUUAGAGUCAGGGUAUUGGACUUAAUUGACAUUUAUUUGGAAAAGGAUCCAGCGAUGGAUGUUUGUCUAGCUAUGAUAGCGCCGUUAACAAGGUGUUUAGAGUUCUGUAUGCAAGACAAUCAAUUAAUAGAAUUGGAAAAUCGAGUUAGGAAAACUAUAAAGAAUCUAUGUAAAAUCAGAAAAUUCUCUUCCACACAGGAUGUUACAAUUGACAUAUUAAGUGACUGUUUGAAAUCAAUUAUUGACAAAGGUGGACGGUCACACUUCAUGUUUCAAGCAUUAGGUGAUGUUGUCACUUUCUUUGCCACAUUUAUAAUACAUUGUUCACUUAAAGUUACUGUCAACACACCUAAAAAGAAAAAGCCUUCAUUGCUUCUUGACAUUUUUAAAGAUGCUCUUCAAAACUAUUUCCGAAAUCGAAACUGUUUGCUUCCAAUAAUUUUCUUUCACAAUGUAUUGCAAACGGAAUGGGAUGAUACAUACGAUCUUAUCACUAUAACAUUGGAAAAUAUUUUUAAUAAAGAUGUACGCCAUUUUCGACGUAACGAAGGUAUUGAGCUUCUGUCAGGAUUUUAUAGAGCACUGAAUAGGAAUAAGCCAUCUACAGAAACUCUUUUGACGAAAUUAAAUCACAUAGAAAGUGAAUUUGAGAAACAGCUUUCAACCGUUGUUACACUUGGUGAAGAGUUUAAAGUAAAGACUAACUUCGUUACAUUAUUAAAAAAAUUGAUAAAUACAAUGAAAGGUUUCCAUCAAAGUAGUCAAAUUAAAACAAAUUUGAAUUUUCAAACUUUGUUAAAUUUGGUAAAUCAAAUAAAGACCACAGGAAAAUGUGAAAAUGUUAAUAAUCAAGCAAAUAAAAAUCCUCAAAAAUCUAGUAAAAAGAAGAGAAAUAAAAGAAAAAAAUCACAAAACGGACUCACUGAGCCUCCAAUGAAAAAAGUUAAAAGAGAUGUUAACUCGACAGUUAAGUAA